UCACCCUCUAAUCUGAACAUGAACCUGUAUGCCACGAAGAAGACAGCAGCUGAGGGCAUGUUGGACAUCGCUCUGUUCCUGGCUAACAUCACACACAUGAAGACCGUCAUUGAACAGGGAGCUGGAUACAGGUACUACGCUGCUGUCCUGACGCUCAUCUCUUUCUCCCUGGCUCUCCAGAUAGUGGCUGGAGUCCUGAUCAUCAUCAUUGCCCGCAGGGACCUAAAUGUGGUGUCCAAUCAGAAACGACUCGACUACCUGAACAACCUUGCUACAGGCGUCAUCUUCGUCACCACGGUGGUUAACUUCUUCGUCAGCUUCUUCGGAUCCAAAAGGACUGGCUUCUUCCGCUGGCUGCUGGCUCGACUCCACUUCUGA
This is a messenger RNA of Perca flavescens (yellow perch), 378 nucleotides long. Its product is annotated as ninjurin-2. NCBI's taxonomy places the organism in Eukaryota, Metazoa, Chordata, Actinopteri, Perciformes, Percidae. The record is from RefSeq and is a predicted model, not a curated record. Gene Ontology annotation, cellular component: membrane. The transcript has 3 exons. Gene Ontology annotation, biological process: tissue regeneration; cell adhesion. The coding region runs from base 19 to 378 and encodes 119 amino acids.